This is a messenger RNA of Anolis sagrei ordinatus, 2033 nucleotides long. NCBI's taxonomy places the organism in Eukaryota, Metazoa, Chordata, Lepidosauria, Squamata, Anolidae. The record is from RefSeq and is a predicted model, not a curated record.
UGUACAGCAGGGAUCCCCAAACUAAGGCCUGGGGGCUGGAUAUGGCCCUCCAAGCCUUGAUCAUGGAUGUAAUGCUGCCGAAGGAUGAUUUCACAAAGGUCACAUUCACACCACCAUUGUACAAACAGCGCUACCAUUUUAUAAAACAGUUGGUGAGUGAACAUAAGCCUAAAAAGGUGGCUGAUUUGGGAUGUGCCGAUUGCAAGCUAGUCUGGAUGCUGAAAUUCUGCAACUGCAUUGAGGUGCUUGUGGGAGUAGAUAUUAGUGAAGAGGUGAUGAAGGAAAAAAUGCAUACGUUGUCUCCCCUUCCUGUUGACUAUCUCCAGCCGAGUGAAAGAUCUCUCACAGUUAUCCUCUAUCAGGGUUCAGUUGCUCACAAAGACCCGUGUAUGUUGGGCUUUGAUAUGAUUACAUGUAUUGAAUUAAUAGAACACCUUGAGGCAAAUGAAUUAGAGACAUUUCCAGAAGUGGUAUUUGGUUUUAUGUCUCCAACUAUGGUUGUAAUCAGCACACCGAAUUCAGAAUUUAAUCCUUUACUUCAAACUGUAACCUUGUUCAGACACCCGGAUCACAAAUUUGAAUGGAAUCGAGCACAGUUUCAAAAUUGGGCCCAAGAGAUUGCUGCUCGCUAUGAUUAUGUGGUGGAAUUUACUGGAUUAGGAGUCCCACCUCCUGGAAAAGAUGUUGGAUUUUGUACACAAAUAGGAGUGUUUGUGAGAAAAUCUCUAAAGCAUGUGCAACCUAACAUAUGUGAGAAACAUCAAGACCAUGUUUAUAAAACUGUAUUCAAAGUCGAGUAUCCAAGCCUUAAAGAGGAGAAGUACUUGCGAACUGCAGUAGUCAAUGAAGUACACCGGACAGCAGACAUAAUUGCAAGGAGACUGUGGGACCAUAGAUGGUCUCAAUAUAAAAAGCACUGUAACGACCCUGUGGAAACGGAACCCCAAUUCCAGUCACAUCCUUGUUUCCAAAAGUAUUUGGAGUAUUGUUCUAUACCGGAACCUGACAGUGCAAGUAUACAGCCCUUUAUGAAUGGAAAUACAGCUCACAUCCCCCUUGCAAAAAUAUUUUCUUUUCCCAAAGUGAAGCAACUUUGUGGGAACUAUGAAACACUUAUGAGAUUUGUAGCUGGUCAAAUUGCACUGAGCAGUGAUGAGUCUGCAGUGGUGAUAAACACUGAAUAUGAAGAUGACGAGCAGAAGGACCUCAGAGAUAUGUUUUAAAAUACUUGUCCACUAUUGAAAGAAAUGUUAAUACAGUAGAACACAGAUCACCAGACUGGGCCACAGCAACGCGUGGCAGGGGAUGGCUAGUCUACCAAUAAAAUGUGCACAUGUGUUGACAUUAAGCAGAGCUAUACAGAAGGAAGAUUUUCAUUUUCUGAGUUAUGAAUUAUUGCAAGAGUAAGCUGAACCCACACAUCAGUGUUGAAUGGGGGAAAACAUUUUUUAACGAGAGAGAACACCUUCCUAGGAAUCUGUGUCGUCCAAGGCCACUCUAAGGUGGAAGUUAACCAUAGAGUCAGCUUGAAGAAGAGGUAACAUGAAUCAAAACUAAAAAAUGAUCAAUCUUGCAAAUUUUGUAGGUCUGACUGCAUAUUAUCUUCCAGACCAGUCUUCUUCCAAGGCCAUUUUAAUAUUAAAGCCCGUUCCUUUUCUUGGAAUCUUAUCCCUGUAUUGUCUGCAUUUUUAAAGAAAAGGGAUAAAGAAAACCCAACAGGAGAUUUGUAUUGUGAACUAAUGACAUAAAAGAGGUUUUAAGAAAAAUACUGCUAAGCAGCUUAGAUGGAAAAUAUUGAUUUAAUCAGUUAUUAAUAAUCUCUUCUGAAAGAAAUGCAAAGAAAAAUUUAUUUUUCUGUUUCAAUUGUACAGAAGUGUACAGCUUGUCUGUCCCUUUUUAAAGUUACAGCCACAAGUAUCUUUUUUUUGUUCUUUUCUGAAGGAAAAAAAUCACAAAUAAAGGUUGAAGACAGAAACUUUUAUUGAAUUCAUAAGACCACUUUGUAUGUCUAAUACAGUAUUUAUGGGUUUUUU